AUAAAUAGAAAUAGGAGUAUUUAAUUAGACAGAAGACUUUGAGCUCGACCAACUCUAUCAGUAUUUAAAAUUGGUCACCUCUUCAGCAAAGUAACUGAUAAUUCAUCAUUUUGUGCCAACAUCCAGUUUUCGUGAGCCAGCCCUCAUUCCUCAUUUCCCAAAUUCCCAAACCAUGAAAUUCUUAAAAAUUUAAAUAUUAAUUUCAUCACAGAAACUGCAGGCUUAUUUUGGAAUCACAGUUUCUUCAUUCAAGAGAAGAAGAAGAAGAGAGAGGCAUGAUCCAUCUCAAGGACGAUGGUCACGGUCUGGACUUUCCUAUAGAAGUCUUGUUUUACAUCGCAAUAAGUGUAUUCUUGAUGGUGAUUGCGUUGAUGAUGAAACUCUUGUGGGAUUCCGGAGACGAUGGCGGAGGAGCGAGGGUUGGUGAGACGAGCGGUUUAUCGUCUUCAAAGGUGGAAGCUUGGUUCAUAUCUUCGUAUGGGACAAAUGAGGACGACAUUGAGUCGACUGGUGACAAGAGUUGCACUUCAUCAUCGGACGAUUUAUACGAUGGAAAGAUAUGCGUGAUAUGUUACGACGACCAAAGAAGCUGUCUCUUUGUACCUUGUGGACAUUCUAUUACUUGUUACACUUGCGCUAAAAGGCUUAUAAUUGAAGAAAUGAAGAGUUGUCCCAUAUGCCGGACUGAUAUCGACAAAAUACGGAAGUUGCAUAUUUUGUGAAAACCAACUUUCUUAAUUUUCAUUGCAAGUUUUGUACAUAUAGUUCAUUGUUACUAAAAGAUGGAUACACACACAUAUCUAUUGCGUGAGAUUUUAUUGACA
This is a messenger RNA of Salvia hispanica, 824 nucleotides long. RefSeq lists its product as uncharacterized. Gene Ontology annotation, biological process: cell cycle; protein ubiquitination. Lineage: Eukaryota; Viridiplantae; Streptophyta; Magnoliopsida; Lamiales; Lamiaceae. Gene Ontology annotation, molecular function: ubiquitin protein ligase activity. The record is from RefSeq and is a predicted model, not a curated record.